Scleropages formosus (Asian bonytongue) is the source of this 2332-nucleotide messenger RNA. RefSeq names its product arfaptin-2-like. NCBI's taxonomy places the organism in Eukaryota, Metazoa, Chordata, Actinopteri, Osteoglossiformes, Osteoglossidae. Gene Ontology annotation, molecular function: protein domain specific binding; phospholipid binding. The record is from RefSeq and is a predicted model, not a curated record. Gene Ontology annotation, cellular component: trans-Golgi network membrane. Gene Ontology annotation, biological process: regulation of Arp2/3 complex-mediated actin nucleation; intracellular protein transport. The coding region runs from base 260 to 1390 and encodes 376 amino acids. The transcript has 10 exons.
CAUCCGCGGAGGGGGAGGACAGAGAGUGGGACGUGUUAUUGAGAGUAGCAGCAGCAGCAGUAGUAGUAGUAGUAAUAAUCGUAGUGGGAGGAGGACCAGGGCAUCAAGGCAGCCAUGAAAAGAGCGGGAAGAAAGACAGCUGAGCACGAGACACCGAGAGCAGCAGCCCGUGGGCACUGCGCUCACGGCGCGCGCGCCUAGUAGAGACACCGCGUCGAACGCGCGGCGCGCAAACCUGCUGCUGCUCUUCAGAUCCACCAUGACGGACAGCAUAAUGAGCAAGGCAGCCACCAUGGAGAUUCCCAUCAGCAGCAACGGAGAUGCUGGGACAUUACCUGAGGACACCAGCCUUGAGGAGGCAGCGCAGAUUCAGUGGAGCUUGGAUGAGAAGGACUUGCAGCAGGUUAUGGUGUCUGGUCCCAACCUCAACGAGACCAGCAUUGUGUCAGGUGGUUACGGAGGGGCCACUGAGGCGAUCAUACCCACCAGCUCCAUUAAAGGGCCUGCUAUUCACUUCAACCCUGAGUAUCUGGGCCGAAGAAGAGUGUCGCCACCUCGACAAGGGCAUGGCCUGCACCCCAGCAACAGCACCCCCUGCAUGAGUACUGAGGAGGUCCCACGGGGUAUGGCUGUGGAGAAGUUUGAUAUCAUGAAGAAAUGGGGCAUCAACACUUACAAGUGCACCAAACAAAUGAUCUCGGAGCGCUUUGGCCGGGGUCAGCGUACCAUGGACCUCGAGCUAGAGGCACAGAUAGAUUUCCUACAUGAUACAAAGCGCAAGUAUGAGCAUGUGCUGCGACUAGCGCGGGCGCUGAGCACACACCUCUAUAACGUGGUGCAGACACAACAUGCCCUGGGUGACACCUUCGCCGACCUCAGCCAGAAGUCGCCUGAACUCCAGGAUGAGUUUGGAUACAAUGCAGAGACGCAGAAGCUGUUGUGUAAGAAUGGGGAGACCCUGCUGGGUGCCAUCAACUUUUUUGUUUCUGGCAUUAACACCUUGGUGAACAAGACCAUGGAGGACACCCUCAUGACCGUCAAGAUGUACGAGAAUGCAAGGCUUGAGUACGACGCCUACCGUGCAGACCUGGAGGAGGUGAGCACGGGUCCAAGAGACGCAGUCACGCUGGCCAGAAUCGAGGCAGCACAGCAGCAGUAUCAGGUCCACAAGGACAAGUACGAGAGGCUGCGCAGCGAUGUCACCAUCAAACUUAAGUUCUUGGAGGAGAACAAGGUGAAGGUGAUGCACAAGCAGCUCCUGCUAUUCCACAAUGCUAUCUCGGCCUACUUCGCCGGCAAUCAGCAGCAGCUGGAGCAGACCCUGAAGCAGUUCAAUGUGAACCUGAAGCCCCCUGGGGCUGGAAAGCCCUCCUGGCUGGAGGAGCAGUAGUGGGCCUUGGAUCUGCAGUGGACUCAGCAGACUAAAACACAUGGAUGAUUAGAAGAAUGGACUACUUGAUGGUAAAAAGGAUCUAAAUCGGAGGUGCAGGAGGACCAAAAAGGUGCCAGUCCAGGACGGAUCCGUUGUGGUAGAUGCACUUCAGUAGAACAGGGACGUGUUUCCUUACUCCUUCCACAACACUCCUCUAGGUUUUUUCUUUCUUAUUCAUUUUAAGAAAACAGAAACUUAAGACAUUUAGUCCCACCCAUUGAAAUGUAACGUAUUCCAUGGACCUUAGUAUAAUUAUCUUUAGGCCAGUUUUUUUAUUACUUAUUAAGGUAAGCACCCCCAGGCUGAGCUGGAGGAAGUUGGGGGGGACAGGGGUGGCUGGGCCUCUCUGCUUUCCCUACUGUCACCGCGACCCUAUUAGAACAAGCGGAAUAGAAGAUGAAUGGAUGGAUGGACAUCCAGGCCAACGUUUAUGCUUUGGUUGGGAAAUUUUAUAGUCACUGAGUGAACAGGUUUUUCUCUGAAUAUUCUGGCUGAUUUACAUUAUCACCUUGUUUAUUUUCUUUCAUUUAUAGAGCUUGUUCUCACACUAUGACAACGAUAAAGGUACGCUGUUUACUUUUGAUUUUGGUUUUCAUCUGAUCAGUUUCCCUGUUGUUACAUGUCCUAAUCAUUUAGUCCAUUGUACAAUUCUCAAAUGACAACAACUAGCCUUAAUAUACAAAAGAGUUAUAAACCUGCAAUCAGUGGACAAUAUGGCUUUAAUUAAUAGGCUGCAUUCAGAGUGUGCGCCAACUAUCGGGGUUCGCACUUCUCAGCCUCCCUGGGAAAGUCUAUGCUGGGGUGCUGGAGAAGAGGCUCCGGUCGAUAGUUGAACCUUACCUUGAAGAGGAACAAUGCGAAUUCCAUCCUGGCCGUGGAACAGUGGACCAGCUUUUUACU